This is a messenger RNA of Perkinsus marinus ATCC 50983, 999 nucleotides long. RefSeq lists its product as hypothetical. Gene Ontology annotation, molecular function: glycosyltransferase activity. The transcript is spliced from 2 exons. Lineage: Eukaryota; Perkinsozoa; Perkinsida; Perkinsidae. The record is from RefSeq and is a predicted model, not a curated record. Bases 1 to 999 code for a protein of 332 amino acids.
AUGCUCAUCGAGGGCUGCAGCGACUUCUUUAUGGGUGAUGUUGAUUAUGAACCCACUGGUAACCGCUUCGAGCCACUCAUACACAUCUUCGAUUCGCCCUUGGAUGCCGAAAUGUGGAUAAUGCAUCAUACCAUCACAGGAGCAACUUUCCGUCCCGGCCUGACUGUUUAUGGUUUCGCUCUCUACAUGCACAACGUUGGACAUGCCCUUUACGAUGGACUCUACCCUAUGUUCGUAUCGAUGUUGAGAUUUGGCUAUGGGGCUGCUGAUGUGAACGUAUUGUUCAAAAUGGUGUAUAACGGCGUAUUAAGACCUGGCAUGCACGUCAUUGGUGACGACAUCGCGCCUGUUUUCGGCGGUGGUACAUAUACUCAUCUCGAUGACCUCACGGAUGGCCUGUAUCGUUUUCAAAGGAUAAUAGUAGGCUCGCGCCGGAUGGCCCAUCGAUCGUUUAAUACGUACAGUACUUUACCUGGUUCCUAUACGUAUGAAAAUUCUCUGUGGUAUUUCUCUCGACGUUUGCAAGCUCGCUAUGGUUUGAUCGAUUCCAAGACGGCUAUGGAUCCUGCGGCUGAGGUCAAAACUGGUGUGUCCAGUGAUGGGUGUAAAGGCGUUAUCACUGACAAUAAGAGGUUUGAUGCUACUGAUAGGAAGAUGUUCUUCGACUUGAUUGAGAAGCUCAAGGAUGAGGGUGUUUGUGACUUUACGUUUGUUGAUUGGAAAAAGUAUACCUUCGAGGAACAACUCGAAUUAUUCACUAAUUCUGAUGUCUAUGUCAGUGGUGUUGGCACUGGUAUCACGAGAGCUCAUCUGACCAGGCCUGGUGGAGCUGUGGUGAAUUUAGGCGAACUUGAGAAAUUUGGCAUCCCCGAACGAGUUCAGAUUUCUUAUCGUGACGUUCAGUUUGCGGCUGGAGCGCCCUACUUGCAAGCCCUCUAUUAUCCUGCUAAGGCCCGACCAUCUAAUGCCUUCGACCUCAAUAGCGUGUCCAAGCCCUGA